AUGAAGCGCUUCAGUCAGAGAGUUCUCUCGCGUGGGAAAGAUCCAAAUAAGUCUUCUAAGAAGAACAAGGAUUCCAAGGAUGGUACCGCGUCUCCCUCAUCACGGGAUUCCAAUCAGUCACCCGUACUCACGCCGUCAUCCUCCACGUCGACUUUGAACGAUCCUAGAAACAAACCACUGCCACAGAACAAUGCUGGACACGGAGGCGAACAUGGUAGUGGCUCGCAGCCCUCCAAUCUGUCCAAUGUAACACAGGCCGGUAGCACCCCUGAUCGCUUUGCAACUGGAGGUGCUUCGAGCCCCAACGGCGGAAGUGCCAACUCGAGACUUCCGCCAACUGUUGUCAUCAGCCCAACACCAGGUCAUGUCCCUCCCCCAGGAGCCGCCGAGACGAUGCCACACGAUUUGGCCCCUCCUAAGGCAGGACAAAAGUCGCUCUUGAUCCAUCGAGGAAUAGAUAAUCGCGAUGCGAUUCCCGAGGGACUCAGAACCCCAAAGAGACAGCAUUCCUCACGAUUCGAUAUCUCCGCUCACCGCGAGCUUGAGAAGUUGCCUGGAUUCCAUGAGGUCCCCCCUAACCGACGACAAGAACUCUUCAUGCAAAAAAUUGAUCAGUGCAACGUCAUUUUCGACUUUAACGAUGCGAGUGGUGACAUGAAGUCCAAGGAGAUCAAGAGGCUAGCUUUGCACGAGCUACUGGAUUAUGUCGCCAACAACAGACAAGUCAUCACAGAACCCAUGUACCCCAAGGUUGUUGACAUGUUUGCCAAGAACUUGUUCCGUCCGAUCCCUCCUCCAAUGAACCCUCAAGGCGAGGCUUUUGAUCCCGAAGAGGAUGAGCCCGUUCUCGAGGUUGCUUGGCCGCAUAUCCAGGUCGUUUAUGAGUUCUUCCUGCGCUUCAUUGAGAGUCAGGAUUUCAACACCAACAUCGCCAAGGCCUACAUUGACCAUAGCUUUGUCCUCCAGCUUCUCGAGCUCUUUGACUCAGAGGACCCCCGUGAGCGAGACUUCUUGAAGACCACCCUCCAUCGCAUUUACGGAAAAUUCCUUAACCUACGAUCAUUUAUUCGACGAUCCAUCAACAACGUCUUCUUCCAAUUCACCUACGAAACCGAGCGAUUCAACGGUAUUGCCGAGUUGCUCGAGAUUCUUGGCUCUAUUAUCAACGGAUUUGCUCUUCCUCUGAAGGAGGAGCACAAAAUCUUCUUGACCCGAGUGCUAUUGCCGCUGCACAAGCCCAAGAGUCUGAGCAUGUACCACCCUCAGCUAGCCUACUGUAUUGUGCAAUUCUUGGAGAAGGAUGCUUCUCUUACAGAAGAUGUGGUUCUGGGAUUACUCCGUUACUGGCCCAAGGUCAACAGCACAAAGGAGGUCAUGUUCCUCAACGAAGUCGAAGAUAUCUUUGAGGUCAUGGACCCUGCAGAAUUUGCAAAGGUUCAAGAACCUCUGUUCCACCAGCUUGCCAAGUCUGUCGCCAGCCCUCAUUUCCAGGUUGCCGAGCGAGCCCUGUACUUCUGGAACAACGAGUACUUCUGCAAUCUUGUCAGCGACAAUGUUGAGAUCAUUCUGCCCAUUAUGUUUGCUCCUCUCUACGAGAAUUCAAAGGGCCACUGGAACAGAACGAUCCACGGCAUGGUUUAUAAUGCUAUGAAGCUUUUCAUGGAGAUUAACCCACAGUUAUUUGAUGACUGCUCGCACGACUACACAGAACAGCAGAACAGCGCAGCAGCACGUGAAGCUCUUCGAGAGCGUAAAUGGGCUGCUCUUAGCGAAAAGGCCAACCAACAGAGGGAAAGCAACGGCAAUGGAACCGCCGGUGCCCCAGCACAAAACCAUGUCAACCCCAUGCCUCGCGUAGACGAAGUCGACCCACAAACCGAGGAUAAUUCGAAGCGCCUCGAUUCGCUUAAGUUGCAAGACGGCCGACCCAAUCUUCACGAGCGACAGGAAUCUGUAGGAUCUACUCGAAGCCGGUAA
Messenger RNA from Fusarium musae, 1977 nucleotides. It is a transcript of the gene PPP2R5D, whose product is annotated as Serine/threonine-protein phosphatase 2A 56 kDa regulatory subunit delta isoform. Gene Ontology annotation, biological process: signal transduction. Gene Ontology annotation, molecular function: protein phosphatase regulator activity. Gene Ontology annotation, cellular component: protein phosphatase type 2A complex. The transcript is spliced from 5 exons. Lineage: Eukaryota; Fungi; Ascomycota; Sordariomycetes; Hypocreales; Nectriaceae. The coding region runs from base 1 to 1977 and encodes 658 amino acids. The record is from RefSeq and is a predicted model, not a curated record.